AUGAGUCUCAGCGUGGAAAAGAUUCUCCUCUCCUACCUGGAGAUCGACUUACCGCGCACCAAUGAGGAGCUGAGGGAGGAGCUGAGUCUGUUCGCGGGAGGGAAGCCGAGGCUACAGGGACGGGCGCUGUUUCAAUCAGAAGGGGAACUGGAAACGGAUGGAAAUGUCCAACUAAGGGAUUCAGGCACAAUUGCCUAUGAAGGGGUAGAACAGGAAGUGGAUGAGGAGUUGUGCCGCAGGAUCGCCGCGCAGUUGGCAGAGAUGGGGGAUAAACUGGAGCGAGAGAUGAAGAUAAAACCAGAGGUGGUUAAUGGGCUGGUGGACGCCAUGCUGAAUCAGACCCUAUUGGAGGAGCAUUUGGCGGCCACAGUGCAGUCGCUGGUGCAGACUGUCCCCCCCGGGGUGGAGCAGGAGAUGGCCGCGGUGGCCAUAGCCAUGAUCCUGACCAAGAAGGCAGUGACCAACGCCCCCUCGCUGCUCCAGAACAUCUGCCGCACCACAACGCGCUUUGUAGAGAGGAACUACCGCGCUUGUUUAGAGCGUCUGGCCAGGCAG
This is a messenger RNA of Xenopus tropicalis (tropical clawed frog), 555 nucleotides long. RefSeq names its product BH3 interacting domain death agonist (gene bid). Gene Ontology annotation, cellular component: mitochondrion; cytosol; cytoplasm. The record is from RefSeq and is marked validated. NCBI's taxonomy places the organism in Eukaryota, Metazoa, Chordata, Amphibia, Anura, Pipidae. Gene Ontology annotation, biological process: release of cytochrome c from mitochondria; positive regulation of extrinsic apoptotic signaling pathway; regulation of apoptotic process.